This is a messenger RNA of Myxocyprinus asiaticus (Chinese sucker), 4401 nucleotides long. Its product is annotated as gastrula zinc finger protein XlCGF8.2DB-like. Gene Ontology annotation, molecular function: DNA-binding transcription factor activity, RNA polymerase II-specific; RNA polymerase II cis-regulatory region sequence-specific DNA binding. Gene Ontology annotation, biological process: regulation of transcription by RNA polymerase II. The coding region runs from base 225 to 809 and encodes 194 amino acids. The transcript has 3 exons. Gene Ontology annotation, cellular component: nucleus. The record is from RefSeq and is a predicted model, not a curated record. NCBI's taxonomy places the organism in Eukaryota, Metazoa, Chordata, Actinopteri, Cypriniformes, Catostomidae.
UUUUGCCUUUGAAGAGGACUGCAUGCGGGAAGGAGAAGCGGCGCCACUCGACUCGAAAUAUUGUUCCAAGCGAAAAUCUCGUCCUUUGGGGCUCCGUCACAGUUCACACCUUCAUUGAAGCCACUCCCACAACAAUUUACCAAUAAAUACUGUGAAUAUUCCCAUCAUCCUACAAGAGAAGUUCUUCAGACCAGCAGGAAGAACUGAAAUCUGUGUGAUAUACUAUGGUGAAGAUGGAGUUUGUUAAAGAAGAGAGAGAAGACAUGAGUUAUCCAGAAUCAUCCAGAAUAAAACAUGAAGAUACUGAGGAACAAAUAGAUCUGAUUGAAGUGAAAGAGGAGAGUCAAGAACUGAAUGAAGUGGAGGAGAAUCAUAACUUCAAAACAGAAGAAAACUAUUUUAGCUGCUCACAGAUGGAAAUUAAUUUCUCACAAGAGAGAACUCGAAAUACAGAAGCUGAAACCUCUUUCAUCUGCCCUGAGUGUGGAAAGACUUACACGCGUAAAGAUACCCUUAAGAUGCAUUUAAGAAUUCACACUGGAGAGAAACCUCACACAUGUCAGCAGUGUGGAAAGGGUUUCAAAUCUAAAUCAGAUCUUAAUAGACACAUGAUAAUUCACACUGGAGAAAAACCUUACAACUGCGCUCAGUGUGAAAAGAAGUUUGCAUGUACAAGUAAUCUUAAGAAGCACAUGAGACUUCACAGUGGAGAGAAACCUUUCACAUGCUUUCAAUGUGGAAUGAGUUACAGAUAUAAAUCAAAUCUUAAUAGACACAUGAGAAUUCACACUGGAGUGAAGCCCUCAUAGCUUUGAAAUGGAAGCUGAUAAGCUUCUGAGUUUCUCGUACCGCUUCGCAUUUCCUUUCAAUCAUAAAAACAGACCCUUGUCCGUUGGUAUGCAUAACUCCAACCAGAAAUGGAGACUUGAGUUAGAGACUCGGACUCGAGUCGCACUAGUCUCGUUUUAAUAGACUUCAGACUCGACCUAAAAUGACUUCAGACUUGACUCCACUCGAAACAAAGGACUCGUGAAUAUCUCAAAAAAAAGAGUCUUUUAAACUUAAAACAAAUUUUUCCUUUAAGAUAUUAAUAGUUAUUACAUCCACUUCACAUUUACCCAUGUGUCAUGAUCGAUCGGUCCCUUAUCAUAGAAUUUGAUGUAUUUCCUUAUAAACCCCGAAAUGUGAUAUGAGUCCCACGAAACAUGACGGCACCCACCGCAGAAACUUAAAGAAGAAAAUAUUCUCAAAGGUUAGUCACAUUAACACACAAAGCUAGCUAAUAUUGUACUGUUGCAAACAUUAGGCAUUGUAGCUACAUGAUCGCCAACCAGAGGAUGUCAGUUUAAACCUAGCGCUUCAUUUUAUCAAUGUUUUUGUAGUGUAUACUCUCUGUGUGUGUAGAGUAUGUAGUAAGAGUAUUAAAUAUACAGUUGUGCUCAAAAGUUUGCAUACCCUUGGAGAAUUGGUAAUAUAUGUACCGUUUUUAAAGAAAACAUGAGUGAGCAAGCAAAACGCAUUUCUUUUAUUUCUUAUGGGAUUCAUAUUCAACUGUAGGUUAUAACAGAAUGGCACAAUCAUAAAACAAAACAUGGCAACAAAGAAAAAAAUGAAAUGACCCCUGUUCAAAAGUCUGCAUACCCUUAGUUCUUAAUACUGAGUAUUGCCCCCUUUAGCAUCAAUGACAGCGUGCAGUCUUUUGUAAUAGUUGUCUAUGAGGCCCCAAAUUCUUGCAGGUGGUAUAGCUGCCCAUUUGUCUUGGCAAAAUGCCUCCAGGUCAUGCAAAGUCUUUGGUCGUCUUGCAUGAACCGCACGUUUGAGAUCUCCCCAGAGUGGCUCGAUGAUAUUAAGGUCAGGAGACUGUGAUGGCCACUCCAGAACCUUCACCUUUAUUUGCUGUAUCCCGAACAAUUCUUCUGGCAGUUGUGGCUGAAAUCUGUCUUGGUCUACCUGACCUUGGCUUGGUAUCAAGAGAUCCCUGAAUUUUCCACUUCUUAAUAAGUGAUUGAACAGUACUGACUGGCAUUUUCAAGGCUUUGGAUAUCUUUUUAUAUCCUUUUCCAUCUUUAUAAAUUUCCAUUACCUUGUUACGCAGGUCUUUUGACAGUUCUUUUCUGCUCCCCAUGGCUCAGUAUCUAGCCUGCUCAGUGCAUCCACAUGAGAGCUAACAAACUCAUUGACUAUUUAUACACAGACACUAAUUACAAUUUAAUAAGCCACAGGUGUGGGAAAUUAACCUUUAAUUGCCAUUUAAACCUGUGUGUGUUGCCUUGUGUGUCUGUAACAAGGCCAAACAUUCAAGGGUAUGUAAACUUGAUCAGGGCCAUUUGGGUGAUUUCUGUUAUCAUUAUGAUUUAAAAAGAAGCCAAACAACUAUGUGAUAAUAAAUGGCUUCAUAUGAUCACUAUUCUUAAAUAAAAGACAUGAUCGGUCAUAUUUUCAAAAUCAAUGCCAAAAUUUCACAAUUUCUGCCAGGAUGUGCAAACUUUUGAGCACAACCGUGUUUGUGUGUAUGUGUGUAAUAUAUAUAUACACCAAGCAGCCACAACAUUAAAACCACCUGCCUAAUAUUGUGUAGGUCCCCCUCGUGCUGCUAAAAGAGCGCCAACCCGCAUCUCAGAAUAGCAUCCAGAGAUGAUAUUCUGCUCACUACAAUUGUACAGAUGGAUUAUCUGAGUUACUGUAGACUUUGUCAGUUUGAACCAGUCUGGCCAUUCACUGACCUCUCUCAUCAACACGGCGUUUCCAUCCACAGAACUGCCGCUUACUGGAUGUUUUUUGUUUUUAAUGCCAUUCAGAGUAAAUUCUUGAGACUGUUGUGUGUGAAAAUCACAGGACAUCAGCAGUUAUAGAAAUACUCAAACCAGAUGCGGGUUCUGCAAUGCGGGUUGGCGCUGUUUUGGCGGCAUGAGGGAGACCUACAGAAUAUUAGUGUUUUGGCUGAUCGGGGGGCCUGGGUAGCUCGGCGAGUAUUGACGCUGUCUACCACCCCUGGAGUCGCAAGUUCAAAUCCAGGGCGUGCUGAGUGACUCCAGCCAGGUCUCCUAAGCAACCAAAUUGGCCCGGUUGCUAGGGAGGCUAGAGUCACAUGGGGUAAACUCCUCGUGGUCGCUAUAAUGUGUGGUUCUCACUCUCACUGGGGUGCUUGGUGAGUUGUGCGUGGUGUGACGACACAGAGAAUAGCAUGUCACGCCUCCACAUGUGCUGCGGUAAUGCGCUCACCAAGCCACGUGAUAAGAUGCGUGGAUUGACUGUCUCAGACGCGGAGGCAACUGAGAUCCAUCCUCCGCCACCCGGAUUGAGGUGAGUCACUACGCCACCACGAGGACUUGGAGCGCAUUGGGAAUUGGGCAUUCCAAAUUGAUGAGAAAAGGGGAGGGGGGGAAAGGUGUUUUCAAAAGUGCUCUGGGAUAAAAUUGUGGAAAGGAACAGGUUAGGAGAAUAGUACAAAAAUGUUUCAAAGACUUUAACUAUCCCACUGAGUACCAUACAGAGCACUAAGUGGAAAGCACACGGCACCACCAAAACCUUGCCUAGAUCAGGCCGUCCCUCCAAACUUGAUGACUGUGCCAUGAGGAUAUUGAUCAGGGAAGCUAUUAAGAGGCCAAAGGCAACUUUGAAGGAUUUACAAGCCCAUAUGGCUGAGAUUGAUCAUUCUGUGCAUGUGACAACAAUCUCCCAAGCUUUACACAAAGCUGGCCUGUAUGGCAGGGUGGCAAGAAAGAAACCUCUUCUGAAAAAGUGCCAUAUUAAGUCUAUGUUGUGGGGGUUUUUCUCUUCAGCUGGGACAGGGCAAUUGGGCAACAGGAUUGAAGGGAAAAUGGAUGCUGCCAUGUAAAAUCUGUGGCCAUCAGUUCGACAAUUGAAGAUGGGCAGGUCGUUCACAUUUCAGCACAACAAUAACCGUAAACACUCCACCAAAAAAACAAUGCAGUGGCUUAAGGAUGGGAAAGUCAAAGUCCUCGAGAGUCCUGACCUAAAUCCAAUAGAAAGCCUGUGGAUGUAUUUGAAGAGGGCAGUCCAUCGCCGCUCGCUCCGCAAUUUGACUGAACUCAAACAAUUCUGCAAGGAAGAAUGGGCAAAUAUUCCCAAAUCUAUGUGCUUGAAGCUAGUAGAGAUGUAUCCAAACAGACUGAUGGCUGUCAUUAAAUCAAAAGGUAGCUCUAUGAAGUAUGAAAUCCAGGGGUAUAAUCACUUUUCAAACCCUGUGCUUCUAGUUUUUCUUUUAUACAUUUUUGGAACUGUUGCAUUAUUUUAUUUUGUUUGUUACUUGAAUAUUGUAUGACAAAAUUUGUAAAUAAAUCAGGAAAAAAUUGUUUUAAUAGAUUUUGAUUUCAGGCUGGAAGACAAAAAAAAAAAUAAAAAUUGACCAUUCCAAAGGGGUAUGAAGGUUUUCUUUGG